AUGAAAAGACUAUUAAUUCUACUAGAGAUUUUAACGAAGAUAGAUUGUUAUUGCCCAGAAGGAUGUAGGAGCUGUGGUCAGACAUCAAAAGCCGAUGGAACCAAAGAUACUGGCUUAUUUUACUGCGACAGUGGGGGACUAACAGAUGUUCCUUAUGGAUACAACACGAAGCAAAUCAGGGACCUAAGGCUGAACAGCAACAAAAUCAAGAAAAUCCACCAGCACGACUUCGGCUUGAAGCUAGAAUGGCCGCUCUUGGAAGUGAUUCAUCUGGAAGAGAAUCAAAUCGAAGAGAUCGAUCGGAACUCCUUCCAAAAUCUCGGAAACAUCACCACCCUCUUUCUUUCCAACAACAACCUCACUACUUUCCUCGACGGCAUCUGGCUCCAGCUCAAAUCGCUCAACCGCCUCCAUCUCGACCACAACCAAAUCGAAGUCAUCCCUAAAGACUUUGGCGAAAUGCCGCAGCUAACAUGGCUGACGAUCACAAACAACAAGAUCUUCCACGUCGACUGGUGGCACUUCAACAAAAUCAAACUCCAACGAUUUCAAAUGGCCAAGAAUCCGAUGCCUUGCAAUUGCGAUAAUUACGAAUUCAGAAUGUGGUCAGACUUGGCGUUUGAAGACGUCAGAUUCGUUGACUUGGGCUUCAUCUGCCGAGGUGUCGAAGGAGGCCCAUCAAAUUGCACAGAACCAAGAGUAAUCAACGCUGGUCACGUGAGAAACGAAGAUGAUGUGUACUCCGAGGCCUACAGGACGAUCUAUACAAUUGGCGAAAACGCAACUCUCUUUUGCAAUUUCACUGGAGACCCGGUUCCAAAAGUGAGAUGGAUAAACGACAAAAUCGGGCUGGAUAAAAAUGAUACCGAUCCAGACGUGACUGUUGACGGCAAUUUAUUCAUUCAGAAUCUCACUCUUGAGCAUACUGGUUCCUACUGGUGCAACUUGGAAACAAUCAGCUUUCGAAAAGUUGAGCGAAAAGUCAAUUUGAAAGUGAUUGAAGGAACUAAGCCGCAAAUCACUGGAAUCUCGACGCAAAUCAACAAAGUAGAAGGCGAAUACGCAAAGCUCUCGUGCAACAUCACUUCCGAACCUCCGCCAGUUAUUUCUUGGUUUUACCCGAACGGCACCAAAGUUGAUGCUUCCACGAAUAUCGACAAGCUAAAUGUGAUGAAUUUGCAGGGAAUGUCGAUUCUCACAGUAAGAGACCUGGACAUUUUGGACCAGGGAAACUACAAAUGCAAGGCACACAACUUCCUCGGCGAUAUUGAGGCUGAAAUCCUCAUGGUCGUCGAAGUCUCCGAACCAGAAGGUGACAACUACUUGCUUCUUGUCGGAGGAAUUCUUGUCGCUUUCGUCGUAGUGGCAAUCUUCAUCGUCGCUGGAACUUACGCGAAGAAAUACAGGCGGAAGGCCCAACUCAGAAGAGAACGAGAACAAGAACAUGUCCGCGCUCAGCCCGUGGACGCCGCAACUUCCAACGCGCUCAAUGCAACAGCAACUGAUACAGAUUUACUUGUACUCAAUACGUACCAAGCAGGUUACUGGCCCGCGCUAGUCAUCAAUACUCUCACUGAUCAACUUCAUACAGUAAAUUUUGAGCAUUCUUACCCAGCAGUGGAAGACAGCUGUGUCGUUCAGUUCCAAGGCUCUUAUUUUGUCCUCGGAGGAUAUUACAGACCUCGAAUGAUAGCAAAAAUAGAAGAUUGCGGAAUUCGAGAGCAGGCCGAGCAACUACCAGUUCCUCACAUAAACGGAAUGUAUGGAUCUUGUACGGUUUACGAGGAAGCUGUUCAGCUUUGCUUCUACGGAGAGCCGCAAAAAGGAUGCGCUUCAUUUACCCCAGAAUCCGGGUCAUUCCCUUUGGAAGGCCGAACAAGAGAAAGCCACGAUUUUGCCGGAAUGAUCACUUUCAAUGAUCAAAUGUAUGUUGUCGGAGGCUGCGGAAAUACUUAUCAAGAUUGCCACAGUAAAGUCGAAAUUUACAAUUCAAAGAACAAGGCCUGGGUUGAAGGCGCGAGUCCCCCAGUAGCUGAGUUUUAUGGAAUGGCCUUGACUGCCGAUGAAAACUCCAUCUAUGCUUUUGGCGGCCGACGCGAUCAUACUAGCUCGCCAAACGAUGUCUUUGAGUAUAGAUAUGGGAAGUGGAAGAUCUUGGGAAAUAUGGUGGAGAAUCAUCGAAAACUCAACUCUGCUUUUCAAAUUGGAGAUGUUGUCUAUUCUGGCUACUGUGGUUUGGAGAAAAACGUUAUCAGUGAAAAUGGAGUCGAGUCAAAAUCUCUUUAUUCGCCGGAGCGAUGCUUAGAACUGUACUACGCGAUUAUGAUGCCAAUGCCUGCCGGAAGCUGUAAAUAA
Messenger RNA from Oikopleura dioica, 2355 nucleotides. NCBI's taxonomy places the organism in Eukaryota, Metazoa, Chordata, Appendicularia, Copelata, Oikopleuridae. The record is from the annotation of a GenBank genome assembly.